Molecule: messenger RNA, 1638 nt
Organism: Maudiozyma saulgeensis
Lineage: Eukaryota; Fungi; Ascomycota; Saccharomycetes; Saccharomycetales; Saccharomycetaceae
Source: the annotation of a GenBank genome assembly
AUGGAGAUAUCUGCUAUGGAAUUACAAUUCUUGGUAAUAGAGUUUUCAUUUUCUUUUUCUCUUCCAUUUCAACCAAUAACGUUUUAUCACCAACACAGUUUCCCCAGUAAACCACAUAUUCAAUCUUAUACAAAAAAAGAAAAAAUGAUAUCUCUAAUUAAUUUCGUUUCACUAGUAUUUUUAAUGUUAAUAGGAAUAAUUAUAUUCAAAAUUGUUUUACCUCCAUUGAAUUUUCCAAGAAAUAUUCCAACAAUCCCAUUUUAUGUGAUUUUCCUACCAAGUAUAACUAAGAUGGAUCAACUCCAACUAUAUGAAUUAUACCUAAAGGAACCGUUGGAAAAAUAUGGUGCAGUAAAAUUAUUUUUUGGUGCUAGAUGGAAUAUAUUAAUUGGUAGACCUGAAUAUCUAUCAGAAAUAUUCAAAAAAGAGGAUAUCUUUGCUAAGAGUGGAAACCAAAAGAAAAUCCCUUAUAGUGCGAUUGCUGCAUAUACAGGGGAUAAUAUUAUUAGUGCACAUGGGGAAGUUUGGAAAAAAUAUAGAAGUAUUAUGACAACAGGUUUGCAGCAGUUUGAUGAUAGCUCAUUUGAGGAAAAUGCAAAACUAUUUGUUAAACUUAUAAGAACGAAACUAUCUGAUACCGAUGAAAAAGUCCUGGAGCAAAAUGGUGUACCUGUGAUUCCCUUAAUUCAACGUUUAGCUCUGGAUAACAUAUCACAAACUUUAUUAGGGUUUAAUUUUGGAACAUUAUCUAACGAUAGCGUACCAUUACAUGAACAUCUAAUUCGUAUUAAGAGACAAAUAUUUCAACCAUUAUUUUUAACAUUUCCAUUUCUUGAUUUAUUGAAAUUGCCUCAAAGAAAAAAGGCCUUUUCUGAUAUCGAAGAAUUUAGAAAUAUCUUGGUUGAUAGAGUUCAAACGCAAUUGAUUGAAAAUUACAAAUUUGAACAAACAAAAUAUGUUUCUAGUGAUUUGAUAAGAGCAUACACUAACAAAACUAUUGAUUAUAAGCAACUAACAGAUAACAUUGUAAUAAUGUUAGUUGCUGGUCAUGAGAAUCCACAAUUGUUACUGACAUCUUUAUUAUAUUUCCUAGCAAAGCAUAAAGAUACUUGGCAGAAUUUAAUAUGGAAUGAAGUGAAAGAUGUCACAGAUAUGAAAUUUCUUCCAAAUUUACCUCAACUUAAUUCAUUUAUAUUGGAAACUGCUAGAAUAUAUCCUCCUCUUAACAUAAUCAUUAAUAGAUGUACCUCCAAAAAAUGUCGAUUAGGUAAUGAUAUUAUUAUUCCUAAGAAUACAUAUGUUGGAUAUCAUAAUUAUAAUGCAAGUCACGAUAAAACUCAUUGGGGAAAUACGGCUGAUGAUUUUGAACCUAGACGUUGGGGUGAUGAUAUUGAAUCUAUCAUGAAGAAUUGGAGACACCAUAAAAAUAAUAGUAGCUUAAGUUCCUUCCAUGGUGGUAAACGAGCUUGCCUAGGGGAGAAGUUGGCGCUUUCUGAAAUGAGGAUAACUAUAUGUGAAUUACUGAAACAAUUUGAAAUAACUGUGGCACCUGGAUGGGAAGAUAGAGUCACACCUGCUGGUCCAUUAUGUCCUGCUGGUCUUCAUUUGAACUUUACUGAAAGAGAGGUCAAAAUUUAG